AUGGAAGGCAACCAGACAUGGAUCACAGACAUCACCCUGCUGGGAUUCCAGGUUGGUCCAGCACUGGCGAUUCUCCUCUGUGGACUCUUCUCUGUCUUCUAUACACUCACCCUGCUGGGGAAUGGGGUCAUCUUUGGGAUUAUCUGCCUGGACUCUAAGCUUCACACACCCAUGUACUUCUUCCUCUCACACCUGGCCAUCAUUGACAUGUCCUAUGCUUCCAACAAUGUUCCCAAGAUGUUGGCAAACCUAAUGAACCAGAAAAGAACCAUCUCCUUUGUUCCAUGCAUAAUGCAGACUUUUUUGUAUUUGGCUUUUGCUGUUACAGAGUGCCUGAUUUUGGUGGUGAUGUCCUAUGAUAGGUAUGUGGCCAUCUGCCACCCUUUCCAGUACACUGUCAUCAUGAGCUGGAGAGUGUGCACGAUCCUGGUUCUCACGUCCUGGUCAUGUGGGUUUGCCCUGUCCCUGGUACAUGAAAUUCUCCUUCUAAGGUUGCCCUUCUGUGGGCCCCGGGAUGUGAACCACCUCUUCUGUGAAAUUCUGUCUGUCCUCAAGCUGGCCUGUGCUGACACCUGGGUUAACCAAGUGGUCAUAUUUGCUACCUGUGUGUUUGUCUUAGUCGGGCCUCUUUCCUUGAUUCUGGUCUCCUACAUGCACAUCCUCGGGGCCAUCCUGAAGAUCCAGACAAAGGAGGGCCGCAUAAAGGCCUUCUCCACCUGCUCCUCCCACCUGUGUGUGGUUGGACUAUUCUUUGGCAUAGCCAUGGUGGUUUACAUGGUCCCAGACUCUAAUCAACGAGAGGAGCAGGAGAAAAUGCUGUCCCUGUUUCACAGUGUCUUUAAUCCAAUGCUGAACCCCCUGAUCUACAGCCUGAGGAAUGCUCAGUUGAAGGGCGCCCUCCACAGAGCACUCCAGAGGAAGAGGUCCAUGAGAACGGUGUAUGGGCUUUGCCUUUAA
Homo sapiens (human) is the source of this 957-nucleotide messenger RNA. RefSeq names its product olfactory receptor family 2 subfamily A member 2 (gene OR2A2). NCBI's taxonomy places the organism in Eukaryota, Metazoa, Chordata, Mammalia, Primates, Hominidae. The record is from RefSeq and is marked validated. The coding region runs from base 1 to 957 and encodes 318 amino acids. The transcript has a single exon. Gene Ontology annotation, molecular function: olfactory receptor activity; G protein-coupled receptor activity. Gene Ontology annotation, biological process: G protein-coupled receptor signaling pathway. Gene Ontology annotation, cellular component: plasma membrane; membrane.